Messenger RNA from Cuscuta campestris, 1152 nucleotides. The record is from the annotation of a GenBank genome assembly. NCBI's taxonomy places the organism in Eukaryota, Viridiplantae, Streptophyta, Magnoliopsida, Solanales, Convolvulaceae.
AUUCAUAUAAUACUAUAAAAAUUUUAUACAUUAAAAUUUUGAAAUUUUCAAAAUUUUAAUAUAUAAAAUUUCGAAAUUUUUUCAAUUUUUUCAAAAUUUUAAAUAUUAUUAAUUUUUAAAUAUAUUCUUUAAUCUUUAAAUAAUUUAAAUAUAUUCUUUAUUUUUUGAAAUUUUCGAAAUUUUAAUAUAUAAAAUUUCGAAAUUUUUUUAAUUUUUCCAAAAGUAAUAUAAUAUUUUAAUAUCAAAAAAAUAUAUAUUAAAAUGUCGAGGGAGAUCGGUAGACGGUCCGUGGAUAUGGGCGACGUCAACCGAAGAUUGAGUAAAGGCAAAGCUAAAGCCACCUCCGACGGUUCGACCUCACGCGGACACGGUUCUCGAGGAAGACACUCCGUCUCUUCGUUUCCUACUGUCCCAGAUCAUUUAAUCGGGGACGCUAUGACGGAUGAAGAAUUCAACCAGAUUUAUUCUGGUAGAGGAGCCGCGAAUCUCCCCACUCUUAAUAGUCUAUUCGAGGAUGUUGAUGAAGCAGGACUGGAUAAUCUUGACGGGGACGAUGAGCCUACACCGCAAAGCAACGACGUCGACGUGGAGGCAGGUGAGCCCGAGACCUCUCGAGGUCCGGACAAAGGUAAAAAAAAUAUAAAUCAGAAUUAUUUGUUUAUCAUUUUGACAAAGACACAAAAGAUGGCAUAGUUUAUGGAACUUGUAAACAUUGCGGGACCGUCAUAAAAAUGGGAGUUUCCGGCGGUUAUGGCGGUCCGGAAAAACACCUAAGGUCGAGGCAUCCCGUGGAGUACGCCAAAUACGAGGCCAAAAAAAAGGGACGACAAGAAGUGNAACCCUCAAGCACGAGGGUGUGCCAUGCGAUUACGAUGACGAUGAUGUCGAUUUUGACGUGCUCGGAUGGUGGAAGCGGAACGAACACAUGUUCCCAUGUCUCGGCAUGCUAGCAAGACAAGUGUUGUCCGUCCCAGUAUCAACCGUAGCAGUUGAACGAGAAUUCAGUGCUGGCGGCAACAUUCUAACCGACUACCGAAGUUGUCUUAACGCUGAAUCUCUUGAAACAUUGGUUUGCAACCAAGAUUGGCUCUUAGCAAGACGUCGGUACAUAGCAAGUUCUAGAAGAAUAAGUUAUAAAUUUUUUUAUGUUAA